AUGUCGGCCUCAAUAUCAGUCGCGCGACUGCGCCUGCAGUCGGUGACUCAAAGAUCUUCCAAACAAGCAAUCCGUUCCUUCACAUCAACUACUCCCUUCGCACGACAAGGAAGUGGGGAGGUUAGAGCACCAGUCAAUGACCCUACAACAAGAGUUACUCCUCCCAAUGUGUCCAAGACAAACGAAACUCCGGUAGACAGUUAUGGUCUCAGGGAUGCGCCACUACAGGAAAUGGCUACGGACGCGGAAAAGAAGAGGCAGAUGCAAGCUCCGAACAGACAGGGAGUUUGGUCACGCAGUCAGAUGCCUCGAGAAUUGGCCAUGUCAGGUCCUCGAUUCGAGCAGACUAUCAUAGACGCACAACCACGACCUUAUGCAGCAAUCGAGCUCAUUCACAAACAACCAGUAAGAUGGGUUGACGGUCAUUAUGUCGCCUGUGACGGCGGUGGUGGUCCACUUGGCCACCCAAAGAUCUUCAUCAACGUCAAUCAGCCAAAAAUCAAUUGGUGUACCUAUUGCGGGUUGCCAUAUGCUCAAAAACAUCACAGAAAAUACUUAGAGUCACUACCUAAGGAGCAACUCGCUUUUCCACUAUAUCCAACUGGUGACCCUGAUGAGGUCGCUAUGCCGAAGACGAAAACUCAGAUGGGCGAAAUUCAAGGCGAAUUCCCUGCGCUCAAAGGCGAGCUGGACGCCAAUUCUAUUCCUCAAGACGACACUUCAGACAACAAGGAGGAUCGAGCUUAUGCCAACAGAUAA
Messenger RNA from Lithohypha guttulata, 759 nucleotides. RefSeq lists its product as uncharacterized. The record is from RefSeq and is a predicted model, not a curated record. The transcript has 3 exons. Gene Ontology annotation, biological process: mitochondrial electron transport, NADH to ubiquinone. The coding region runs from base 1 to 759 and encodes 252 amino acids. Lineage: Eukaryota; Fungi; Ascomycota; Eurotiomycetes; Chaetothyriales; Trichomeriaceae.